Penicillium malachiteum is the source of this 2262-nucleotide messenger RNA. RefSeq names its product GMC family oxidoreductase. NCBI's taxonomy places the organism in Eukaryota, Fungi, Ascomycota, Eurotiomycetes, Eurotiales, Aspergillaceae. Bases 1 to 2262 code for a protein of 753 amino acids. Gene Ontology annotation, molecular function: long-chain-alcohol oxidase activity; flavin adenine dinucleotide binding. The transcript is spliced from 2 exons. The record is from RefSeq and is a predicted model, not a curated record.
AUGACGGACCAGACCAUGUCUACCUACGUCCCAAAAGAGGUACCUCUACCUCCAGCACCUGACACCUCGUUUUGGUCGGAGGAACAAUGGAAAAUACUCUUUGCAAUCGCCGAUGCCAUUAUUCCAUCAGUUCAAGUUCAGACCGCUCCUCAGUCACCCAACACCAAAGUUGUCUCAGCGGCUGAAUAUGAUGCGGCGCAUUCGCAAUUAUCAUCCAUGAUACCUGGCCCGGAUUCAAAUGAACUCGCUACAAAGUUCUUAGACGAAGAGGCCUCAACAAACCCCGUUUUCCGUUCAGUCGUACAGCGCAUCAUUGGAGUAGGCGUGCAUGAGGAAGGUAAAAAUGGACUCGGUCUGAUUCUAAAUGCUCUGAAUACUCGAGCUGGAUCACUGAUUCUGACUGGAUCUACUACUCCAAUUCAUCAGCAGCCUGUUGCUUUCCGCGAAAAGGUGUUUACAGGCUGGGAUACAUCUCGGUUACCCCCUUUGCGGGGGCUCUACCGGGGCUUGACCGCAAUCAUCAAGAAAUCUUGGGUUUUGGCUAGCCCAAAUCUCAAUGAAGUUCUGGGAUUUCCACGGGUUCCAAUCUACGGUAAACCCACCGCUGGAUUUUCAUACGAAUUCUUGCAAAUUCCACCAGGUGACGAGCCUGAAACGAUCGAAACUGAUGUUGUGAUCGUGGGCAGUGGCUGUGGUGGAGCCGUCACUGCAAAGAACCUUGCUGAGGCUGGACUACGAGUUCUCGUCGUAGAAAAAUCUUACUCUUACUCCACCGAUUCAUUCCCCAUGCUGCCCAAUGAGGCAUUCAACAACAUGUAUGAAAGUGCGGGCGCUGUUGUUAGCGAAGAUGGAUCAAUGGUUGUUCUUGCAGGUUCUACGUGGGGCGGCGGCGGCACUGUCAACUGGUCUGCAGCCCUCCAGACCCAGGCCUAUGUUCGUCAGGAAUGGGCCGAUGAAGGUCUUCCUCUCUUCACAUCUUUGGAUUUCCAACGAAGUCUGGAUCGCGUAUGCGACCGGAUGGGUGUGAAUAGCGACAAAGUCAAACAUAAUAUCCAGAACAAUGUCAUUCUUGACGGCGCGCACAAACUUGGCUAUGCGGCCAACACAGUGCCGCAAAAUACAGGAAACGAGGAGCAUUACUGUGGACACUGCACGAUUGGCUGUGCGUCUGCCAGGAAGAAGGGACCAACGGAGACUUUCCUUGCUGAUGCCGCGAAGGCUGGCGCUACUUUUAUUGAAGGCUUCCGCGCUGAUAAGGUUCUCUUUGACACCCAGAAGAGUGGUAAGAAGGUAGCCAGCGGCGUGGAAGGUGCAUGGUCCUCUCGAGAUCAAUAUCUUGGACUCAGUGACAGUAGUGCAACCAAACGAAAAGUGAUCAUCAAGGCAAAGAAGGUGAUUGUCUCAUCGGGAACGUUAAACAGUCCCUUGCUGCUUCUCAGGAGUGGUUUGAAGAACGCACAGAUUGGCCGUAAUCUUCAUUUACACCCAGUAGUAGGUGCUGCCGCUGUCUUUGACAAGGAUAUUCGCGGCUGGGAAGGCUCCGCAUUGACUACUGUGGUCACUGAAUUUGAGGAUCUUGAUGGACACGGACACGGAAUCAAGCUUGAGUCGGCAGCCAUGAUUCCUUCUAUCUUCAUUCCUGUUCUCCCUUGGACGGACGGAUUAGGAUACAAGAUGGCCGCAGCCAAGUUCCGCCGCAGUACUAGUUUCAUCACCCUGACAAAGGACCGAGAUGGUGGACGUGUGUUCCCAGACCCCAAUGAUGGACGUGUUCGCAUCGAUUAUACAGUCUCCAGCUUCGACAGACGUCACAUUGUGGAGGGUAUCAUUGCCGCUGCUAAGAUCGCUUACAUCUCAGGGGCUAAGGAGUUUAUCACAACUUCCCGUGAGAUUGAACCAUUCAUCCGGCCUGAUGCUUCUGAACUAGAUGCUCCUGAGGGAACAAAUGAUGCCGCUCUACAGGCCUGGAUCGCCGAGGUCCGUCGAAAGUCACCCUUGAACCCAGAGCGUACUCUGUUUGCUAGUGCUCAUCAGAUGGGUACUUGCCGAAUGGGAAAAUCUCCUAAGUCAAGUGUGGUAGACUCCGAGUGUCAGGUCUGGGGUACCGAAGGGCUGUAUGUGGUGGAUGCAUCUGUAUUCCCUAGUGCCAGUGGUGUUAACCCAAUGGUUACCAAUAUGGCUAUUGCAGACUGGGCAAGCCGGAAUAUCGCACGCGUUAUGGGUCAUUUAGUGAGUGACAAUAGCCGAAUGGCUCGCCUUUGA